GCACGUGGGCACGGGCCCCGCCCCACCCCGCCCCGCCACAUCUGGCGGCGGCGCUCGCGCAGGUGGGGCCGGCGGGGGAGGGGGGGGGGGGGGCGAUGCCGGUGGCCGGCGCCGGUCACCGGCACCCGCCACCGGCCGGCGGAGGGGCCGGGCCGCGCGGCGCUCCCCCCCCGCGCCUCCCCGCUCCCGGUCUCCCGGCGGCGCAGGGCGGCAGCGCGGGGCCAUGAGCCGGACGGAGGCCGAGCCUUGCUCCCGGGCGCGGGCGCAGGCCCGGGCCUACCUGGGGCAGCUGCGGGGCCGCGUCUCCCCGGCGGGCCCCGAGGGCGGCGGGCGGCGGGAUUACCUGGUGGAGGCGGCGCGGCAGCUGCGGCUGGCGCUGGAGCGGGACGUCAGCGAGGACUACGAGGAGGCCUUCAACCACUACCAGAACGGCGUGGACGUGCUGCUCCGCGGCGUGCAGGUUGACCCCAACAAGGAGCGUCGGGAGGCCGUGAAGCGGAAGAUCACACAGUACCUGAGGCGUGCAGAGGAGAUCUUCAACUGCCACCUCCAGCGGGCUGCGGGGGGUGGCAGCCCCACUGCCACGGGUUACAGCAGCCUGCGCUUCCGGCCGAUCAGGACACUGAGCUCGGCACUGGAGAACCUGAGACGAUGUAAGGUUGUGGGAGUGAUCGAUAAGGUGCAGAUCAUCCAGGAUCCAGCCACUGGUGGGACCUUUAUUCUUAAGCUACCUGUACCUCUUCAGAGCCUCCCUAAAUCCCAUGUUGAGAGCCGUGAGCGACAGACCAUCAUCCCUCAUGGGGUCCCAUUCAUGGUCAAGCUGCUGUGCUACUAUGUGAGUGAGGACUCCAUCUUUCUCCACCUAGAGCAUGUGCAGGGGGAGACGCUCUGGUCUCACCUCCGCUCCAAGUACUGUGUCCAGCAAAGCUCUGCUGAUCCAGACACCAUUCAAACUCUGAGGGACCGUGGCGGAGAGGAUGGUGUGGGAAGCUCCCAGGGCAGUAGCCAAGUCUCCACCUUCUCUGCUUGGACAGGCAGUGACCUCCCAGGCUCUGUGACCCACCGAGUAUUGAGAAACAUUGAUGCCUUGCCCCUCUGGGAGUCCUCUGACCCCAUGGACCCUGGCUUGGGAGACCACUGCCAGCUUCGCCUGGCUGCCGCCAGUGGCACGUGGGCUGCACCUGGAGGGCAGGAUCUAAGCAUGACCCAGGCUACAUCUGGCAUCGUGGACCAUGUUCCAGCAGCAUCAGCUAAAGGCCCCAGCCACCUUACCAACCAGGGCCUGGUCAUCUACCCCUGGGACAUCCUAACUAGCAGCACAGGCUGCAUAUCAGAGAGAGCAGCCUCCCAAAAAGAUCCUGGGCCACGUGCUGGUGAGAGGCUUCCCGAGACACGUGGCUCCAUACUGAAGACUGUGAGAGGGGGACAGCCAGGGGCAGGGGAGCCACUGGCUCAGCCGGUGUCUGAGGUCCCCUGGGCUCAGCCUCUCCUGACAUCCUCUGUUCAGAGGCAGCUUUGUGCAGAAGUUGCCCCAUCCAGCUCUGGCAAGCUCUGUGCGCCUGACCCAACAGUGUGGGAGCCCUCGAGGGGAGCAAGCUGGACCUGUGGCCAGCUCAGAAAGCAGCUGCUCUCAGGUCAAUGCCAGUCUCUGGCUUUGCAUGGGCAUGGCCAGAGAGCGUGGGCUGUGAAGGAGGAGCAGGUGCAGCUGUGGGCAGCAGAAAUCCUCCUGGCCUUAGAGGGACUUCACCAGCAGGGUAUACUGUGCCGGGACCUCAACCCCAGGAACCUGCUGUUUGAUGCAGCCGGUCACAUCUGUCUCACCUUUUUUGGCCAGUGGACAGAGGUGGAGCCCCAGUGCUGCAGCCAGGCACGGGAAGAGCUGUACAGUGCCCCAGAAGUGGGGGGGAUCGCAGAGCUCACUGAAGCAGCUGACUGCUGGAGCUUUGGCUCUCUCUUGUACGAGUUGCUGACAGGAGUGCAUCUGCUCACCAGCACCCUCUGCCUCCUGCAGCCACUGUCCCAAAACCACCCUUCAGGGAUUCAACCUCACACGCAGUUGUAUCUGCCAGAGGGGCUCAGUCUGGCUGCUGCGUCACUGCUCACUGAGCUCCUACAGUACAACCCAAAACAGCGUUUGGGCUCUGGAGGAGGUGGCAUGGCGAAGCUGAAGGCCCACUCCUUCUUCAGCACCAUCCUGUGGCAGAAGCUGGUGGGCUAGGCAGGCUGUCCUUCCCGCAGGGAGCUGGGCACAGAACCACUGUCCCUGGCACUUGUGACCACAGGUGCCACGGGCAGCCCUGCCUGCUGGGGGAGGUCUGCCUGCAAGGGCUGCCCCAGGGUGGGGUGUGCACGAGGUUUUGCAGCCUUACAUGUUCUUCUGUCUCUGCUUGUGUUUGUUGGUGUAUCUGAGAGAGGGGGCUGCAGUCUGGGGUGGGCUGUCUUCUCCUCUAGGUCCUCUCUGGUGGAAAAGGGAGCCCAGGUGCCUACCCCUGGGGCGAGGCCAUGCUCCCCUUCUGGGACAUCCCUUGCUCAGCAUAGCACCGUGCCCUAGGACGCCAUCCUAAUGGUUUGGGGAUGGGUGGUUUUUUUUUUUGUUUUUUUGUUUUUUUUUUUUUUUUUCCUCUAUCUCUGCUGCUACCACAGUGACACUGGCCUUGUUUUUUUCUUGUGGCUUCCAAGUGCAUCUCUGGGCCCUGCUGGCUGGUGCCCGAGCCCAGGGUCUGCUGCAUGUUUGUGUGUGGGUAAUGUCUGCUGCGGGAGUGAGAUGGGAGGGAGCCCUCUGCAAAGAAUAAACCACUUGUUAUUGCUUGCAGAA
Phalacrocorax carbo (great cormorant) is the source of this 2815-nucleotide messenger RNA. The record is from RefSeq and is a predicted model, not a curated record. NCBI's taxonomy places the organism in Eukaryota, Metazoa, Chordata, Aves, Suliformes, Phalacrocoracidae.